ACACUGCAAACCCUCUUCCUUGGAUUUCUAGUCGCAUCGAAAGCAACAUGUUUUCUCCUGGAAAAUGUCUUGAGGAAGCGCUGACCUCUGCUCAGGCAGAAGACCGCCUCACUGUCGGAGUCUACGAGAGCGCCAAAAUAAUGACCAGUGACCCAGACAGCGUGUCCUUCUGCGUGCUGGCCGUGGACGAGGAGUUCGAGUGUGACGUGGCUCUGCAGAUCCACUUCACCCUCAUCCAGUCCUUCUGUUUCGACAACGACAUCAGCAUCGUGAGAGUCAGCGACACGCAGCGUCUCUCGGAGAUCGUUGGAGACAAAGCCACGCAACUGGAAGAUGCCCACUGCGUCCUCAUCACGAACCAAGAUGAGGGCUCUUGGCAAGACCCAGCUCUGGAGAAGCUCCACCUGUUCUGUGAGGAGAGCAGGCGCCUCAACGACUGGGUCCCCGAGAUCAACCUCGCAGCACGUUGAUCUGAGCCGCGUGUCUCCACGAUGAAGCUUCUUAUCUGGAAAUACUCAUCCUCACCAAGAGGAUGACUCUGUUUCUACUCAUCCCUGGAUACUCCUGAGGAGGAUUCCCGUCCAGGCAGCACGGCGCCGGCCCCCCGGGCCCCCGUGAACCGUCGUCUCUCGUCCCGUCCAUGCCAAGAUGACGCCCAUUCUUUAUGUGAAUGGGCUCAGGUUUGCCACGAGAGCGACGAAUCGACCCUCAUUCUUUGUGCGGAUGAGGUUUGGAGAGGAAGGAGAAGCGAGUUCUGCGUCCUGUGGUUCCACAGAGCAAAUGUCGCACCUAGAAGCACGCGCAGUAGGAGGAGAAGCGCUGCUGAAGAAGAGGACUUGGUUGGAAGAGACUUUUUGACCGAGGACUCUUGGCUGAGCAACGUGACAUCGGUUGCAGUCAGCGAAAAUGUUUCUCACUUUCCAGAAUUGUCUUAAAUUCUCUAAAGGUUUCACUUUAGCAUUCCAACUUAUGAAAAAGACAGAAAAACAAUAUAAUAAUACCAACUGUAUCGUGAAUUGUUACAACAGUAAUAAA
Messenger RNA from Synchiropus splendidus (mandarinfish), 1035 nucleotides. Its product is annotated as growth arrest and DNA damage-inducible protein GADD45 gamma-like. NCBI's taxonomy places the organism in Eukaryota, Metazoa, Chordata, Actinopteri, Syngnathiformes, Callionymidae. The coding region runs from base 48 to 470 and encodes 140 amino acids. Gene Ontology annotation, cellular component: nucleus; cytoplasm. The transcript is spliced from 3 exons. Gene Ontology annotation, biological process: regulation of cell cycle. The record is from RefSeq and is a predicted model, not a curated record.